AUGAAAACCAAUGAAAAUCACCGCGUCAUUGAUAUUUGGAAACUAGACACAGAAAGAUUAGCUUCAAUGCAGCUCAAAAUUUCACAAAACCCAAAACUACUAAGCAAAUCCGCAGGAAAAAGAUCUUGUACCAUCUUGAGAGUUCCACAAAGCCUGAUUGAAGCAAACGGAAAAGCAUACCAACCUCGUAUUGUUUCCAUAGGACCUUACCAUCGCGGACAACCUCGUCUCAACAUGAUCGAAGAACAUAAAUAUUCUUACCUUAAUUCUCUUCUCACAAGAACACAAUUACCCUUACAAGAGAUUCUAAAAGCCAUUGCGCCGUUAGAAACUGAAGCUAGAGAGUGUUACUCUGAAGCAAUUCAACUCGAUUCACAUGAAUUCGUUGAAAUGAUGCUACUUGAUGGUUGUUUCAUCGUUGAACUUUUUCGUAAAGUUGCAAGAUUAGUACCUUUUGAAGAUGGUGACCCAUUAGUUAACAUGCAAUGGAUUCUACCGUAUUUUUACAGGGAUUUUCUUAAGCUUGAAAAUCAAAUCCCUUUCUUUGUUCUUCAACGCUUGUUCGAAAUUUCAAAACCAUCCCAUGAAAACUCAACGUUUACACUUUCAAGUCUUGCUAUGGAAUUCUUCAACAACUCGUUACAAAGACCGGAAGAAGUAAUCGCGACGAUAUCAAAGCAAAACGAGGUACCAAAGCAUUUACUUGACUUGGUUCGUUCGAGUUUUAUUCCAAUUAGCGAAAAAGAAAAAGAACACAAGAGAAUAAAAACACCAACACAUGUAAUUCAUUGCGUCUCGAAGCUUCGUCACGCUGGGAUUAAGAUAAAUCCAGGGAAGAACAGCGAGAGAGAAAGCUUCUUGCAAGUGAAAUUCAAACACGGUGUGAUAGAAAUGCCGACAAUUACUAUGGACGAUUUCAUGACUUCGUUUUUACUUAACUGUGUUGCAUUUGAGCAAUGUUACAGUGGUUGUUCUAUGAAGUAUUUCACAACCUAUGUAACAUUAUUGGAUUGUUUGAUAAAUACUUAUAGGGAUGUUGAGUAUUUAUGCGAGAGGAACAUAAUUGAGAACCAUUUUGGAGCAGAAGGUGAAGUGGCACAUAUUUUUAAUAAUGCUGGAAAAGAUGUCGUGGUUGAUUUGGAUUUGAGUUAUUUGUCUGGUUUGUUCAAUGAGGUUCAUCAUUAUUAUCAAAAUAGUUGGAAUGUUACAUGGGCUAGUUUUAAGUACACUUAUUUUAAUACACCUUGGUCUUUUAUCUCUGCUUUUGCUGCAUUAGUGUUGUUGAUUCUCACUAUUGCUCAGACUUAUUUUGCAGCUUAUCAGUAUUUUGAUAACUAA
Molecule: messenger RNA, 1338 nt
Organism: Lathyrus sativus (Indian pea)
Lineage: Eukaryota; Viridiplantae; Streptophyta; Magnoliopsida; Fabales; Fabaceae
Source: the annotation of a GenBank genome assembly